AUGUAUGCAUACAUCCAGGGGCUCAACAAGGACGGAGAUAUUGUAUUUGUGGGUCCGAGCCAUUCAUUCUUCACACCACAAGCACCAAGCUCCUCAUAUGCUCCAGUAAAAAUUGCCGAAAGCAGUAUUACGAUACAAUUGCAGCAUGGCCCGACACAUCUCAUUAUUCCUGGCGAGCUCACGAGUGGUCGUGUGUAUCUUGCGGAACAGCCUCUUCAGUUCGCCAUUGUGCGCUUCGGCAACGAUUCAUCAGGGCUUGUCACACCUGACGCCACUAAUGAGAAAGACGCAAGUAUGAAGGUUCCAUGGGGAUUUGCCGAGUUCACCUUCAGCGAGAAGGCAGGCCUCAUCUUGAACCCGAGCUAUGUCGACUUUGCACCUCCACUUGCUCUAGAGCUUUCUGCGGAAGGCUCAACCAAGAGCACCACUCAAGUGAACACUGGUUUACCUGUCGAUGGUCUCGCGAGGAUCUGUGAUAUGCUCAAAGCUCAGGCAGCAAUUGAUGGUCAACCAUGGGACCAGCUUUGCAUUCGUGAUCAAGACGCGGGGAAAAUUCUGCGGGUCGUAUCUCCCAACAUCCGACGGUAUCAGAUGAGAACACCUGGCAGGAUACAAAACUCCAGCAACAUCUUCGACGGCUACUUCGAAUCGUAUGUGGGCGAGGUCUGGCAGCAUUAUGCCUCCCAACCAGGAGGACUCACUUUCGACACCCAAUCGCCCACGGGCGACAUCCUGUGCACGAUGCAGGGAGACGUCUUUAACUGUGAUCAUAAUGCCGGAACGAUCAGCAAGCCAUCCACUGGUGACAUCUUGACCUGUUCCGAAGGUCAACUCGCGAACGUGGGCACUGACGAGCACAAGAGCGUUGUCGCUCGUAUGUGUGCUGCCUUUGUCCGGAGCACCAUCAUGCCUUCAAAGAAGCUGCCAGACAUGAAGACCGCCAGACAGCCGAGUAACGACAUCAAGCCGAACAUGUACUACACGAACGAUGUGUGCAACCAUUAUUCUCGCAUUAUACACUCCGUCUUGCCGGGGAAAAGAGGCUAUGCUUUUCCGUACGAUGAUGUCAAUCCACCCGAACCAGGGAACCAGACGAUGAGUGCAGAUGGUAUCAUCUCUGUGAGGAAUCCGGAGUGGGUCAAGAUUACCAUCGGAGGAAGGGCCAAUUGA
This is a messenger RNA of Lecanosticta acicola, 1170 nucleotides long. NCBI's taxonomy places the organism in Eukaryota, Fungi, Ascomycota, Dothideomycetes, Mycosphaerellales, Mycosphaerellaceae. The record is from the annotation of a GenBank genome assembly.